GUUCAUCGUUUCAGCCUUCUGAGUUCAGUGGAUCAUUGUCCCAUCACUCUUAGAAAUUGUCAUCAAUUCCUGGAUUUUCAAUCCCCAUUUAUUCGACAAGUAUAAGAAGUUUGUUUUUGUGUAGAGCUGCUUCCUUUUUCCAUCGCUUUCACUGCUCAUAGUCGUUGCGUAGACGUUUUGUCAGUUUACGUUUAAGUUACCUUCUUUCCUAAUCAUGUUUCAAGCUUAAUGGUUUGAGUUUUGGACAUUUUAUCAAUUCGGUACGCACCACUGAAAUCCAGUAAUUUUUCUUAACCUAUUGAUUAAAGCCACUCGUAAAUAUCAUCGCUCUUUUCACAAGUGUCUCAAUGUUAUGCCAAUCCAUAUCACUUUAGUGAUUGACUAAUUGCUCUAGUUCGUGAAACGUACUCUUGGUAUUUUGUUGUUAAGUUGAACUUCAAGGGGUCUUCUUAGUAUAGCUUCUAUGUGUCCACUAAAAUGUUAUAUCUACUCCAGCAAGGUUAUCAGAAGUCAUGGUCAAGUCUCUAAAUAAACAAAGGGAAAAUUCCACAGGUUCUCUGCUUCAGCUACGUAAGUUCAAGUCGAUGACCACACUUGAAUCCUGUGUUUCGGAGACAUGGCGUACAUUGAUGGCACAGGUUCUGGAGUUCUAACUAAGUAAAUCUUUUGGCUUAUUUGACAUAGGGUUCGAUAUUGAAAGCUUUGGUCAUGAUCAAGGGAUCUCGGGUGCUGUUAAAGGCGUGGUGGAAGUUAUCACUUUUCAGUCCCUCACACUGUGGUGUGGUAGGAUAUUUCUUCUUGGGGGACCUAAAGAAGAAAUAGGCUUAAAGGUGAUCUUAAAGACCUGAAACUGUGACCACAGAGGCCAACGGAAAACUUCUUAAGGUUAUUAACUUAUAGCCUUUACAUGUGAAGCUUUCGAUGUGUCAGCUUUAUAUUUCGAAAGACUUUAUCGCUGGAGACUGAAAUUCGUGUGGAUAAUAUGUGGUGUAGCAUUUUUAAGGUCAAUCUUUUCUGACCUUUCUUUCGUUGUUAGAAGGCAGCUUCACAGCAGAUGCUAGAUGUGGGAGGGAAAUACUCGCUGUCAUAUCCUUGUACAGUUAGCAGUACGACUUCGCCCUCGGACUUUAAGUUGCUGCUUUUUGUCCUACUGUUCUUCAGCCGACCCUCCCUGCGUGAUAAGACAUAGAGGAACAUGUGUUCCACUCAAUAUAAUCCAGUUGAGUCGUCACAGUAGGCAAGCCCAGCCACCACGUCAAGGUGACAGAUACGAUCGAGUGAUUUGUGAAUGGUUUUAGGCCAGUAUCGAGUUUUGUAGGGAGAUGGUUUUUAGUAGUCUUUAAGGUGGUCUUCAAUUUCAAGUUCAUUAAGUUAAUUAAUGGUUUAUAUCUUCUUCAUUAUUUUAAGGUAUUCUUGAGUGACGCAAAUGUUCCUGGUGAGGGUGAACAUAAAAUCAUGGAUUUUAUCAGACGACAGAGAAAUAAUCCAACUCAUGACGCCAAUACGAAACAUUGUUUAUGUGGCGCUGACGCUGACCUUAUAAUGCUUGGAUUAGCCACACAUGAACCAUAUUUUACUAUUAUUCGUGAGGAAUUUAAACCAAACCAACCAAAACCUUGUGACUUGUGCGGCCAGAUGGGUCAUGAGAUGGAGGACUGCGUAGGUGCUCCAAAAGAAGAAGAUCCAAACGAAGGUCCUCCUCCACUACCUUCAGGAGAUGUGGAUUUCAUCUUUAUUCGCUUGAAUGUUCUAAGACAAUAUCUAGCAGAAGAUCUGAAGUUGGCCGGCAUUACAUUUGAAUGGGAUCUCGAACGAGUCAUUGACGAUUGGGUUUUUAUGUGCUUUUUCGUUGGAAAUGACUUCCUCCCUCAUCUUCCGAGUUUGGAAAUCCGUGAAGGAGCCAUUGAUCGUUUGAUUGAAAUCUAUAAGUCAACAGUCCAGAAAACGGGAGGGUGGCUGACUGAUAGUGGACGAGUCAAUUUAGAGCGUGUCCAACUCAUUAUGGUUGAUUUGGGGAAGAUGGAGGAUGAGAUCUUCAAAAAUCGUCGUGAAUCAGAACUACAGUUUCGUAAUAGAAAGCGUCAACAUUCAUCUGGCAAUGGUUAUGAUAAAAACCAACGCGGGUUCGCUCCACAGCGAUUGGGUCACCGCCCAUCAUUCGAAGUGUCUCAGUCUGGUUUUAUGGAACCUAUUCCCCUAAGAGGACGUCACGGAAUAGCACACCCCAAAGGUCACUAUACAAAUCAAGUUGUUUCUGCUGAUGAGUUAUUAGCUGCACGACGUUAUCAGGGUAGAUGUCAAGAAAGUGUUAAUUGGGUGGAUAGAAAUCUAAAUAACCUCGAGGCAGCAACAGCACUGAAAGCUAUGCUGAAACGCGAUAAACCUAUUGAAAACGGAAUCUCAAAUAAUAUGAAUAAUCCCACUAUUCUUCCGAAAAUACCUCGAAUUAUUUCUGAUAACAACACAAGUCUACAAGGUGUUUCAUCUGGUCGCAACAACAGAUCAGGUAAUCAUCACGACGAUGAGGAUGAGAUGAUGGAUGCUGCAGAUGAAGUACGGUUUUGGGAAGAUGGAUGGAGAUCACGAUAUUAUCGAUCUAAAUUUGGAGUUGACCCGACAGAUGCACCUGGGUUCUGUAUCAAAGUUGGUCAGGAAUAUGCCCUUGGUUUAUGCUGGGUCUUAGCCUAUUAUUACCAAGGUUGUGCUUCAUGGGAUUGGUAUUUCCCGUAUCAUUAUGCUCCAUUUGCCAGUGACUUCUCCAAAAUCGCAGAACUCGAUGUUGACUUUUCGAAAAAAGAAACAAAACCGUUUAGACCACUGGAGCAACUUAUGAGCGUGUUCCCGGCCGACUCUCGUAGUCACGUCCCUCCAGCGUGGCAGGACUUAAUGACCGAUCCCGAUUCUCCUAUAAUUGAUUUUUACCCAACAGACUUCAAAGUAGACUUGAAUGGCAAACGAUAUCUGUGGAUGGGUGUAGCUUUGUUACCAUUUGUUGAUGAGGUUCGUUUGCUGAAAGCUUUGGAUGCCCGAAGAAAUCUUUUAACAAAAGAAGAGAUUGAGAGAAAUGUUCGUGGUUCAGACCAGUUGUUUUGUAGAGCUGAUCAUUCUGCUGGUCCAUUGUUGCAUUCUCUAUACAAAGUAUCACAUGAAAAGAUUGAGAAAGAUAAUUCGGAAGAACAAAUCAUACCAACUUGGGCAUCUGCAAUUGAUCCACGUGUUACGUUUGGAAUUAGUGGUCUAAUCUGGCCUAACAAAAUGGCUUACUUGCCUGGGAGUCGUGUACCUAGUGCAGUCCCAGGUCACGUUCCUGAUUUAAAGGUUUCUGAAGCUGUAUCGAUAUGUUUUUCAGAUCCUCAAUAUCCAAAGGGCUUCGUCUUUCCUUCCAAGUUACUUGAAUCCGUUAAAAUGCCACCCCCAGUGUACCUUCAACCUCCUCAGCGUGGUAGAGGAAGAGGACGAGCAAGUUUUCGCACCGAUGAACAUCGUGGACGUUUUAAUGCCAAUGCAGCUAUGCAGUACUAUGCUCGAGACAAUUCGUCAGAUAGGGAGGAUACUGGUAGAGAUUUUUAUCCAAACUCACCGAUGAACAGGAUGGUUAUGAAUUCAUUACCACGAUAUCAGCGCAGUCGAGGUAGCCACUUACAGUAUUCAUCUAGAUCAGAUUGUGGCAAACUAAGUAACAACAUUCCACCAAAUUGGCGACCUGGGUCUUUUAAUCGUUUUCCUCCUCAAAAUGAUGCUUAUCAUCGAGGUGGACCUGCCUAUCGUCAAUCUAGUAGUCAUCCAUACGCUAAUCCGUAUUCUGUCCAUCCUCCAAACUUCAGUACAGGCCUUUCCAAUUCAGUCGUUAAGAAUAGCCGCCCACCAUGGUUGCCUCCAAAUGGUAGGGGUUGAUCAAAAUAUCAAAGCUUUUACUACUUAUUUCCAUAUUCAUACUACUUUCUUCCUGCAUUUUUAUAUUUUAUUAUUAUAACACACUAUUAGUUGUAUAUGAUGUAGAAAUUAUUUUGCGCCUGUACAACACAAGUAAUAAAUAUUUACUCCUUUCUCCACCCCUUCUAUUUACAUUAACAUGUAUACUAGUAACUGUAUUCUGGCACAAUUAAAUGGCAAUUUGUAUAGUGAAUAUCACUGAUCAUUUGUCUAUUUCUAUUUAACAACUGAGUUGUGUAGUGACACUAAAUUGUGAAAGACUAAUAUAAUUUUUUCGAAAUUUCAGCUGUUAAUAUAAACAAUUGAUAUUCUGUUCCAAAGAUUUUUAUUAAUUUCCUC
Molecule: messenger RNA, 4272 nt
Organism: Schistosoma curassoni
Lineage: Eukaryota; Metazoa; Platyhelminthes; Trematoda; Strigeidida; Schistosomatidae
Source: the annotation of a GenBank genome assembly